Molecule: messenger RNA, 300 nt
Organism: Diuraphis noxia (Russian wheat aphid)
Lineage: Eukaryota; Metazoa; Arthropoda; Insecta; Hemiptera; Aphididae
Source: RefSeq, a predicted model, not a curated record
AAACAGCAACCAGACACUUCAUUUAUUAUGGCUAAUAAUUGUGAACACAGUAUGCCUUCUACUUCAGUUGCCCAAUACGAACGACCGUCCAGCCCUGAAAACGUCAGUUGUGUUCAUAUCAGAAACAUGUUUUUUUUGAAAAAUUCAUACAAAAAUGUCCCUGCACCCUCGGAACAGUUUCUUGAAGGAGUACAUUGUUCGAUCAUCAAAUUGUUACAAGAAAUUGAAGAAAACCACAAAUGUUGUGUUAAAAAAAGAUCAACUAAACUAAUGCUAAAACGACGAAAACCUAAAUCAUAA